Messenger RNA from Perca fluviatilis (European perch), 2547 nucleotides. RefSeq names its product anosmin 1b (gene anos1b). NCBI's taxonomy places the organism in Eukaryota, Metazoa, Chordata, Actinopteri, Perciformes, Percidae. The record is from RefSeq and is a predicted model, not a curated record. Gene Ontology annotation, biological process: neuron differentiation. The transcript is spliced from 15 exons. Bases 196 to 2346 code for a protein of 716 amino acids. Gene Ontology annotation, molecular function: peptidase inhibitor activity; protein binding. Gene Ontology annotation, cellular component: extracellular region; cell surface.
UCCGAGAGGAGGGUAGAGCCGCUCCGCUCACUGCUCGCGCGCAGACAGGAGCAGCGCUCAGAUGUUUUCAUUCUGAACUUAUUAAGGGGUCGCGAGAGCAAGACGUUGAGGAGCCGGACACGAGGAAGGAAAGUCUGCCGUUUAAUUUAUUUGUGCGUCCCUUUAUUUCGUGUUCUUGUAUUUCCGCGCGGUGCAAUGUGUGUUUGUCGGGCUGUUUUGGUGCUCCUGUGCGCGGUGCUGGCGGUGACUAGUGCCCGCAGGAGUUCCCCCGAGCAGGGUGAUGUGCAGGAGAAAAUCAACAGCGCCAGAUGCACGUCCAGGUGCCUCACUCUGCAUAUGACUCAGCUAACCGCCGCCUUCAGACACCUCCAGAGUGACCAAGUUCUGGUUUGGUGUGAAAACCACAGACGCUGUGCGCAGUGCCUACAGCCAUGCAAAGAACUGUGGGAAACCAGGAAGGUCCUUUCUCCAAAGUCUUGUGAGAAGCAGACCGAGUGUGUGACGAGCAGGGAGUUUCUGACCUCUCUGAGGUUGUCUCGUCAGGGGGACUGCCCUCCGCCUCAGAGAGCCACCGGAUUCGCUGCAGCCUGCGUGGAGGGCUGCUCAACAGACCAGCAUUGUCCCUCCCCCAGGAAAUGCUGCUCUAAUGGCUGUGGACACACUUGCCAAGCCCCAUCCAAUCUAUAUAAAGGUGUUCCUUUGAAGCCUCGCAGAGAGAUGAGCUUCGUGGAGAAUUCAGAGGGCCAUGUGAAGGUGGUGUGGGUGUCAAAGUUCAAUGUCAGCGUGGAGCCGGUCGUUUACAUGCUCCAGUCUCGCUGGAACGUCGGGAUUCAUCCCAGUGAAGACCAAGCCUCUCCAUGGACUACUGUAGCCAUGACCCUUUCUGAAGAUGUGGUUCUGUCAGAUUUGAGACCUCAGCGCUGGUACCAGUUCAGAGUAGCAGCCAUUAACAGCCAUGGCAGCAGAGGCUUCACCACACCCAGCAAACACUACAUCUCCAGUAAAGACCCCUCACCUCCAGAGCCUCCAAUGAAUGUCAGAGUGAGCAACCACACUCUAGACUGGACGGGUUCACAACCAGGGACCCAUCUUACAGAAAGGUCGGAAGGAAGUGGGGUCACAGUUGCGGUCUUAAUAAGCUGGGAGCCCCCCAGAGAGGGAGACCUGCCAGUCCACAACUACAGAGUCACCUGGAUGUCUCGACAUACACACACAGCGCACAAACACAUGCACACACUGCAUGCACACACACAUACAGUGCACAAUAACAUGCACACACGUCCUACACACUCACGCACACCAGAACAAGGUAAAAAGGAGACCAACAGCAGAGUGACUCAGGGGGCGCAGUGUGAACUGUGGCUGCAGGGUCUGCUGCCUGCUACUUCCUACUUCCUGUCUGUCCAGACAGUGGCCUACUGGGGUCAGAAGCGGCUGAAAAGUCCCAGAGCCCAAAUUGUCUUCAAUACAAUAACUCAUACAGGUGAAGACUUCUCCAAUGAGCUUCCCUCAUCCUCAUCAUCUCUUCCCUCCUCUCCUUCCCUCUCCUCCUCCUCCCCUUCUUCCUCUGACCUCCCCCUCUCAUCCUCUCUGCCUCACCCUGAAUCCCCCAUUAACCCUGUCACCCCUGGCAACCUGCGCCUGGAGGUUGCUGCCCCUCAUUACCAUGACGACCAGCUGCAGGUCAAGGUGUUCUGGAAGUGGCCUCACCAUGGCAGGCAGAGACACCCUGGUCCAUACAUUUUGCGGUGGCGUCCACAUACUUGCAGUACUAAUGUUACAAGCACAGAGAGAACAACAACUGUGCAGGGCACCCAUCACACCAUCACAGGCCUGCUGUUCGCCUGUAAGUACCGGGUCGCCGUGGCAAUGAACACUAACCUGGGGUCAGAGGCUGUUGCCUGGGUUACAACCCCGACUUGCUCCUCUAUCAGGGUCAGAGGAGGCAAAGCUUUGCCAUGCAACACUGAGGAGCGCCUCCUGUCAGGCAAAAAGGUGGUACUGCGUCCAGAACGACUAACUGCAGACUUUCAGCAAGUCAAUGGCACCCUGCUCACGACGCUCCGCUGGAGGAUGUCCCAUCAUGCACUGGACCCAGCAGCUGUGGAGGGGUUCCAAUUCACCUGGACGCUGCAAUCAGAUGUUACCACUGCAACAGAAGGGCAGGAAGACACACUUAUCUCCCAGACACAGACAAUUGCACCGUCUCAACGGUCGGUGUCAGUUCAUGGUCUUCAGGCUGACAGUGUUUACCAGCUGCAGCUCCAGGUGCUAACAGCAGGGGGCAGCAACGGCACCGCGAUCACCAAGACCAUACAAACUCCAGCUAUCAACACCACACUUUGAUAGGCACAAACCCCACAGCUGUCACUGUCUGCUGCAUAACGGUCAUCUACAGCUACAUCCACUUCUCCAUUGUCUUCCACAAUUGCUUUCAUUACAGUGCAGAAAACAUGAAAAAAGCUGUAAAAUAAAGAAUGUUUCUCUGUGUAAAGUAGAUCACUGUCAUAUAUAAACGGUAUUUCCUACUCUGACUGCCCCCCCCCC